Messenger RNA from Pseudonaja textilis, 1936 nucleotides. Lineage: Eukaryota; Metazoa; Chordata; Lepidosauria; Squamata; Elapidae. The record is from RefSeq and is a predicted model, not a curated record.
AUGGUCGUCAUCGGCCACUCCUCGACCAUCGACUCCUGGAAGGUGCCCGUGGAGGUGGGUAUUGAGGAUCAACCAUGUGAGAUGGAGGUGGAUUCUGGAUCCUACCUCUCCAUGGUUUCCUGGCGCACAAUCAAACGCCUGGUGCCUACCAUCCACUGCCACAAGCUGGAAAAUCAAAAGCUGACCCUAAAGGACUAUCAGGGAAACCGUAUCCCUGUAGUCGGAACUGGACAUUUCAAACUAAGCUUUAAAGGGCAUACCAAAGUGCUGCCACUCACCAUCGUAGACAGAGACCACCCAAGCCUGCUGGGACUACAAUGGUUCACACCGCUGGGAAUUGAGGUGACGGGAAUCCACCACAUCGAUGAGGCGGACUGGGAAGCGGCACUCGGCCUGGCAAAGUACAUUGCUUCUGCUGUUAAAUUAAACUACAAGGAAAUGUGCCCUCAGUGCAAUGCCUUAGUGGAUCUAAUUGGGACAUGUUGGCCACGCAGCCUUGCGGGACAGCUGGUAGCCCGUCCCUGCCCUGACUAUUUCUCUGGAGUGCGAUAUAAUACCUCAAACAACGUGUACAGAGAAUGUUUUGCAAAUGGGACUUGGGCAGCCCGUGUGAAUUAUUCCCAGUGCCAAGAAAUCCUCCAUGAGGAGAAGAGAAGCAAACUGCAUUAUCACAUUGCUGUUGUGAUUAACUACCUUGGGCACUGCAUUUCUUUGGGGGCGUUGCUGGCAGCUUUUGUCCUCUUCAUGCGACUUCGGAGUAUACGAUGUUUACGAAAUAUUAUCCACUGGAACCUGAUCACUGCUUUCAUCUUGAGGAAUGCCACAUGGUUUGUGGUACAACUCACCAUGAAUCCAGAAGUUCAUGAAAGCAAUGUGCCGUGGUGCCGUCUUGUCACAGCUGCUUACAACUAUUUCCAUGUCACUAACUUCUUCUGGAUGUUUGGUGAAGGAUGCUAUCUACACACUGCUAUUGUUCUCACCUAUUCAACAGACAAGCUGCGGAAGUGGAUGUUCAUCUGCCUUGGCUGGUGCAUCCCUUUCCCCAUCAUUGUUGCCUGGGCCAUUGGAAAACUCUACUACGACAACGAGAAGUGCUGGUUUGGAAAGCGUGCAGGAGUUUACACUGACUACAUCUAUCAAGGUCCAAUGAUACUGGUGCUGCUGAUCAAUUUUAUUUUUUUAUUCAAUAUUGUCAGAAUCCUAAUGACCAAGCUUCGGGCUUCGACCACCUCAGAGACCAUACAGUACAGGAAAGCGGUGAAGGCCACCCUUGUGCUCCUUCCAUUAUUAGGAAUAACCUACAUGCUCUUCUUUGUUAACCCUGGGGAAGAUGAAAUAUCCAGAAUAGUCUUCAUUUACUUCAACUCCCUUUUGGAGUCCUUCCAGGGCUUUUUUGUCUCUGUUUUCUACUGUUUCCUGAACAGUGAGGUCCGUUCUGCAGUACGAAAGAGGUGGCACCGAUGGCAAGACAAACACUCCAUCCGUGCCCGAGUAGCAAGGGCCAUGUCCAUUCCUACAUCCCCAACUCGUGUCAGUUUCCACAGCAUCAAGCAAUCAACUGCUCUCUGAGAGCCAAAGUUUAGGGAGAAAAUUUUUACUGCCUUUCUUAUGUUACAGUUUAGGAAAGGCCAAGGGAUUUUGUCCGCAUUUUGCAGACAUUUUAUAGUAGAGGAACUGUUUGCAUUGGAGGGGAAUCUUUGUGAGAUUGGAACUGCAAGUCGUGGCAAACCAACUGGUUAUGAAACAAGGGGAACUCCAAGGCCUAUAACCACAAUGUUCCAUUAAAAAAAUGUUAUGGCCUAUUUUGUUUUAUAAUACACCUGAAGAUUUUUGUUCUGUUUGCUUACUAGUUUGGAAGAUGUUUAUCUAUCACAAGUGCUGCAGAAAGAAAGUUAGCAGAUUAUCCCCAGUUGGAAUUGGUGAGCAAUAAGCAAAA